CAGAGAGAGAUCAGUUUAGCUUUGGCAGCGAACGACAUAAGUUCCAAAAAGCAAAAUGUUGAAAGUGCGCAGCGGUCUAUCUAUAAUUCAGGCGCAAAAAGCGGCUCUCUCUGUCAGCUGUCCGCUGCGUUGGCAGACCACAGCAGCUGUAGCAGAGCCCAGAAAUGAUGCAGAGUGGCUACAAGCUCGUCCCUUUGAGCAGAUUCCCAGUGCAACUUUUCUGUCGACUGUUCGGAAUUUUAUGCCUGGAGGAAAAUAUAGCAAAUUGGACAUUGUGGAAUUGUUCAAGGCUUUGCAAGACGACUAUGGAAACAUAGUAUAUUUACCAGGUAUCAUGGGAGGCCCGUCAUUUCUGACGACUCACAAUCCCAAGGACUUCGAGGUCGUGUUCCGGAACGAGGGCGUAUGGCCCAAUCGACCUGGCAGCGAUACUCUUCGCUAUCAUCGGCAGACUCAUAGGAAGGAUUUCUUCCAGGGAGUCGAGGGAGUUAUACCUACACAAGGAAAAACCUGGAGCGACUUUCGAUCCACUGUAAAUCCUGUCCUCAUGCAGCCGAAGAACGUGCGGCUUUACUAUAAGAAGAUGUCCCAAGUGAACCAGGAGUUUGUGCAACGUAUUAAAACACUCCGUGACGUCGACACCCAGGAAGUUCCUGAUGAUUUCAUAAGCAUUAUAAACCGGUGGACCCUCGAGUCAGUCUCUGUGGUGGCUCUGGACAAGCAGUUGGGACUGCUCAAAGAGUCGGGCGAUAACGACCAGGCUGUGUUACUUUUCAAGCACCUGGACGAUUUUUUCGAGCUAUCAGCCGAUCUGGAGAUAAAGCCUUCCAUCUGGCGUUACGUUAAAACACCCAAGCUAAUGAAACUUAUGAAGGCACUGGACGGCGUUCAAGAAGUAACCUUAGCGUAUGUAGAUGAAGCUAUAGAGCGUCUAGAGAAGGAGGCCAAGGAAGGAGUUGUCCGCCCUGAGAGCGAGCAGAGUGUACUGCAAAAGCUACUCAAGGUCGACAAAAAGGUGGCGACGGUUAUGGCCAUGGACAUGCUAAUGGCCGGAGUGGAUACCACCUCAAGUACCUUUACAGCGUCCUUGCUGUGCCUUGCCAAGAAUCCGGAGAAGCAGGCCGUACUCCGAGAAGAGGUGAUGAAGGUUCUACCCGAGAAGGACUCCGAGUUCACUGAGGCAUCGAUGAAGAACGUUCCCUAUCUACGUGCCUGCAUCAAAGAGUCACAACGGAUCUAUCCUUUGGUCAUCGGAAAUAUCCGAGCUCUCAAUCGGGACAGUGUUUUAAGUGGAUACCAAGUGCCUGCUGGCACCUUUAUCUCGAUGGUUCCCACUUCUUUGCUCUCAAGCGAGGAGCACUUCCUCAAAGCUAAUGAGUUCCUGCCAGAACGUUGGAUGCGUAGCGCCACAGACUCCACCGGGGAAUGCCCAGCGAAUGACUUAAAGCUGAAGAAUCCGUUCGUGUUCUUGCCCUUCGGAUUUGGACCCCGGAUGUGCGUUGGAAAGCGCAUCGUGGACAUGGAGCUCGAGCUGGGCAUCGCUCGACUCAUUCGGAACUUCAGCAUCGAGUUUAAUUAUCCCACGGAGAAAGCUUUCCGCUCCUCCCUGAUCAGUUUGCCCAACAUACCGCUUAAGUUUAAGUUCACCGACUUGCCCAAUUGAAGCAUUGUUAUGCGCUACUUUGGUCUUGAAUUUCUUCCGAUUAUAUUGCUUGUGAUAAGAUAAGAUUUGCAGUCGUUUGAACUAGUUUUUGAAGUGUUUUGGUUGGAAAAAGAGGAGGUAAAACAGCAAGUCCAGGGCUGCAAUGAAUCCAAUUGUGAAGAGCCUUCCCAGAAAUGCCAGACCCGACCCUACCGAUGGCUAGCCAAAGGGGGAAUGAAACAAGCUGGUUGGUUUGUCUAUACAUUUAAAGCUAUUUCAUUUCCAGUUUAAUACACACUCAAAUAUAUUUAUGAUCUAUAUAUGUAGGUAGACAUUCUAGACACUCAAUACGGUAUAUGGUACAUUUGUGGUAAACAUUUUACAACAGUUUUACAGUUAAACAGCUCUUGGAUUCUGGUUAUACUCGUAAUGGAGGCAGGGUCACGUACUGCCAUCAAUUGGAUGUGGAUUCGCACGAUGCUCUUUUGGCCAAUUUCAACAAUAAAAUAGUUAGUUAGUUAGCUUUACUGGCCAAAUGCUUGUAGAGAGUAAA
Messenger RNA from Drosophila miranda, 2195 nucleotides. RefSeq names its product probable cytochrome P450 12a4, mitochondrial. Lineage: Eukaryota; Metazoa; Arthropoda; Insecta; Diptera; Drosophilidae. The coding region runs from base 56 to 1663 and encodes 535 amino acids. The transcript is spliced from 4 exons. Gene Ontology annotation, molecular function: iron ion binding; heme binding; monooxygenase activity. The record is from RefSeq and is a predicted model, not a curated record.